UUCAGCACUCCCACCAUGUAACGCAUCAGCAUCACCAUCAUAUACCUUCGUCUGGCGUUGCUGUACCACAAAAUCCUCACCUAGCUGAAAGCGCAGCCAUUGCGGCUACGGAUGGAAACUCCAUGGGAGCAUCGGGAGAUAAUGAUAGUAAGGACUCACAUGCAAACGUCGAAAAGGAAUGGUUCCACGAUGAAAUGGACACCUCACAUUAUCAUCAUGGCGAUGAAUUUGAUGAUGACUUUGAUUCAGAUAACGAUUUUGAUGAGUCCUACACCAGCAGGGGCAAACGCAAAAAAUGUACGAGACCUCGAAGAACAAAUGCAAACGUAGAAGGCACUCCUAAACGGGGUCGUAAAGGUGGUGGCAAUCGUCGAAAAAAUGCUGUUGACGGAGAAUCUGAUCGAAUACGUAGAGGUGGUGGAAAUAGUGCAAACACAUCCGCAGCCGCAGCAGCAGCUGCCGCCGCUGUCGCCCAUGCAGCGUGUACAGCGGCUGCUGCCGCCACCACAGGGCUCUAUGCAUCUCAUUCAAACUCAGCUUCGCCUAUUCCCAUCAAUGACGACAAUUCACAAUCAGCACUCAUAGUGCCAACAAACAUAGCGUCGUCGUACGAAAAGACUUCAAGCGAUGCUGGAGCUUCUAAUGAAUCAAUUCCCCUAGCAACAAUGGUUGGAAUAAACGCAGGACUGGCAACCUUAAAUGUUUGCAAUGCACUUCCGGCGCAAACAGGAACAAAUCAAGCGGUGUUUGCUACUGGUAAUAAGGUAAAACAACGUGUAGAACGUGACAUAGCCCAACCAUCACCUUAUUGUGACUUUUGUCUGGGAGAUCAGCGAGAAAAUAAAAAAACCAAUAUGCCCGAAGAGCUUGUAUCGUGCUCGGAUUGUGGUCGUUCCGGUCAUCCAUCGUGUCUACAGUUCACGGCAAACAUGAUUAUAUCAGUAAAACGUUAUCGUUGGCAAUGCAUUGAAUGCAAGUACUGUUCCAUUUGUGGGACCUCUGACAAUGACGACCAACUAUUAUUUUGUGACGAUUGUGACCGGGGAUACCAUAUGUACUGCCUGUCACCACCGCUUAUGACUCCACCAGAGGGCUCUUGGAGCUGCAAGUUAUGCAUGGAGGAGUUCCACAAGAUUAAAUAAGCUAUCAUUUAUAAAUAUAUAAUGCACCAAUUAUAAUAAUUCUCAAAAAUAUAUAAAAGGUAGAUAUUUUUUUGCUGUA
Drosophila santomea is the source of this 1221-nucleotide messenger RNA. RefSeq names its product supporter of activation of yellow protein-like. The record is from RefSeq and is a predicted model, not a curated record. Gene Ontology annotation, cellular component: nBAF complex. Gene Ontology annotation, biological process: nervous system development. The transcript has 3 exons. The coding region runs from base 123 to 1142 and encodes 339 amino acids. NCBI's taxonomy places the organism in Eukaryota, Metazoa, Arthropoda, Insecta, Diptera, Drosophilidae.